UUGAAGUUUCUUUUCUGUGUUCAAUCUUCGCCGGUUUAAUGUCCUGUCCUACGAAGGACAUCACAUUGGGGAAGCAACUCCGCCGCCUCAAAUGCAUUUCUUUAAAAGAAUUUUUUUACUUAGCUCUUCUAAUAAAUGUGGACUUGAAACUCCCCAUUUGAAGAUAUAUAUCUAUAGUUAUUGAGUUGCUGUGGUGAUGGAAAAUCUAUGUGUGAAGGUGCAUCAAUUGUCAAAAUCUAGCAGAUAUACCAGCUUACUACAGAAACGGCUUAUGACCCAAAGCAGGACUCCUGUACAGUAUGCUUCAUUUUCAGAAGUUCAGCAACUCCCUGAAAAACAGUCUAUUGCCAUAACGUUUCCUCUCCAAGAUCUGGCAAAAUUCUUGUCUCCUAAUGUGGACAAAUCAUCCUUCUACAUUUUCAAACCUAACCAGAGGGACAUCCAGACAGCAGAGAUGUUUUUCAUUCCAUCAAAGCAACACAUCAUUGAUUAUUCCACUUCUGCGGUCCGGAUGGAUCAUGCCCCAGAAAUGCCUGAGCCUGAGGUUUGCUUUUUAGGAAGAAGCAAUGUUGGAAAAUCAUCUUUAAUUAAAGCAUUGUUUUCAUUGGCCCCUGAUGUUGAAGUCAGAAUUUCCAAGCAUCCUGGUCACACAAAGAAAAUGAAUUUUUUCAAAGUGGGAAAAUUCUUCACUUUGGUGGAUAUGCCAGGCUAUGGGUUUAAAGCACCCAAAGAUUUUGCAGAGAUGGUGGAGCCUUAUUUAACCCAACGCACAAAUUUGAAACGUACAUUCUUAUUAGUAGAUGCUAAAGAGGGAAUUCAGGAAAUGGAUAACAUUGCUGUAGAAAUGUUAGAAGAAUUCGGGAUCCCUUAUGUUCUUGUAUUAACCAAAAUUGACACAGCAUCAAAAUCAGUGAUGGCAAAAAAUGUGCUACAGAUUCGAGACUUUGUAGAGAAAAAUGCUCACACAUGUUUUCCUCAACUUUUUCCUAUCAGUUCUUUGAAUUAUACUGGAAUUCAUGUAUUGAGAUGCUUCAUAGCUCAUGUUACUGGAAAUCUUCCAUUAUCCACUGAAUAAAGCAUUAUAUUUGGAAAUAUCUUGUUUCAACCUUCAUGCUAGAUGCUGUAUAAAUAUAAAUUAUUUUGGAACAAUAAAUGCUAUGUAAAUUCUAUAGUUAUAUACAUACAUACUGUAAAUACAUGCAUACAUACAUACACACUCGUGUUGAUCAAAUGUGAAUUUCAAAGAUUAAAUGUUAUGCUUAGAAGUAAGAAAAGAAAGAUCAGGUAAACUAAAUUAUGAGAAAU
Messenger RNA from Notechis scutatus (mainland tiger snake), 1305 nucleotides. It is a transcript of the gene GTPBP8, whose product is annotated as GTP binding protein 8. Gene Ontology annotation, cellular component: mitochondrion. NCBI's taxonomy places the organism in Eukaryota, Metazoa, Chordata, Lepidosauria, Squamata, Elapidae. The record is from RefSeq and is a predicted model, not a curated record. Gene Ontology annotation, molecular function: GTP binding.